Messenger RNA from Salvia miltiorrhiza (redroot sage), 1498 nucleotides. Its product is annotated as BTB/POZ and TAZ domain-containing protein 1-like. The record is from RefSeq and is a predicted model, not a curated record. Lineage: Eukaryota; Viridiplantae; Streptophyta; Magnoliopsida; Lamiales; Lamiaceae. Bases 158 to 1201 code for a protein of 347 amino acids. The transcript has 5 exons. Gene Ontology annotation, cellular component: nucleus. Gene Ontology annotation, molecular function: protein binding.
ACCUUCUUCAUUCUGUUUCCUCUGUUAUUCAACAAACACAUCCUUUCAAAUUUUCAAGCUUCCAACUCUCAAUCAAGCUUUAGUCGAACUAUCGAUUUACAAAGUUUCACGAGCUUUCCUGAAUACGAUUGGAUUAAAUACCGAUUUUUCCGGCGAAAUGGAGCUGCGCUCAUCUCCUCCGGUUGACGGCGUCGCCGCAUCGGGAAUGCCGGAAGCCGACGUUCACGUUGUUACCUCCACUGGUUUACUCAUCGCGGCGCACUCUAAGAUCCUGGCUGCUGCUUCGCCGGCGCUGGAGAGCAUGAUCAAUCGGCCGCAGAAGCGGCGGAGCUCGGAACGGAAAAUCCCCAUACUUGGCGUGCCUGACGACGCCGUUUCCGUGUUCGUCCAGUUUCUCUAUUCAUACAGAUGCGGUGAGGAGCAGCUGAAGAAGUAUGCGAUACAUUUGCUAGCACUGUCGCAUGUAUACUUGGUACCACAGCUAAAGCAGAGAUGUACAAGGGCGUUGGCUGAGCAGCUGACCAUUGAGAAUGUGGUGGAUGUGCUUCAGCUAGCAAGACUGUGCGACGCGCCCGAUCUUCACCUCAAGUGCAUGAACAUGCUGUCGAGAAACUUCAAGGCGCUUGAGGAGACCGAAGGAUGGAAGUUCCUGCAGAAUCACGAUCCCUUCCUUGAGCUCGAGAUUCUGCAAUUCAUUGAUGAAUCUGAGUCGAGGAAGAAGAGGACGAGGAGGCGUAGAGAGGAGCUGAGUUUGUAUAUGGAGCUAAGUGAAGCUAUGUACUGUCUCGAGCAUAUAUGCUCCGAGGGGUGCACUAGUGUCGGCCCACGUGAUAUGGAUCUGAGCAAAGAAAAGGGCCCUUGCAGCAAGUUCUCGACUUGCCACGGCCUCCAGCUUCUGAUCAAGCACGUCGGUAGCUGCAAGAAGAGGGUUAAUGGAGGAUGUUUGCGCUGUAAACGCAUGUGGCAGCUCUUUAGGCUGCAUUCCUCCAUUUGUGACCAUUCUGAUGAAUGCAGAGUUCCUCUAUGCAGGCAGUUCAAGUCGAAGGAGCUACGAGAUGGGAGAGAAAGUGAUGAGCUGUGGAGAUUGCUUGCAAGGAAGGUGGCAUUGGCCAAAGCUAUGCUAUCUCUCCCAAAGAGGAAGAGAGAAGAGGAGCCAAGAGGAGUGAUGAACUAUCAAAAAUUGAGAAGCUUCAAGUUAUGAAAUCAACCAAAAAAAAAAUGUUGGUAAAUUAAAAUAAUGAAUUCCACUAUUUAUUUAUGUUUGCUGGUCUUAGGAAGUGGUGAAGUCAUUAGAAAUUAUAAGUUUAGUCAAUUUUUUUGAUACUUUAUUAUUGAGCUCUGUCUCUUGCCUUGACUCUAUUUUUUUGAGACAUAGGUUAGGCAAGAAGUGUAUUCAAAUAAAAACCCAACUAAUGUAGUAAUCAUUGUUGGUAAAUUUUAUGUCUGGAUAAUAAUUCUUUGUAAUUGAUCGUGCUUAAUAUAUUUUAAAUUUUCUUAA